This is a messenger RNA of Erpetoichthys calabaricus (reedfish), 1029 nucleotides long. RefSeq lists its product as uncharacterized. Lineage: Eukaryota; Metazoa; Chordata; Cladistia; Polypteriformes; Polypteridae. The transcript has 3 exons. The coding region runs from base 129 to 914 and encodes 261 amino acids. The record is from RefSeq and is a predicted model, not a curated record.
CUUGUCUCUCUCUCUCUCUCUCCCUUCCUCCCACCUUUUCAUUUUAAACCAGUUCCCUCUUUUUUACAGGUGAGCUCAUUGGCGUCCAGUACCUGUUUUCACAGACCGGUCGAGUGCUGGAGGAAGUGAUGGGCAGGGAUCCCGACACUCCGGAUGGGACCAAUACAGACGACGACAACAAUGACAGUGUCAACGAGGGCUUCCAAGAGGAUGAGGGGUCGGUAGAGAAACAUCUGGACAACACCCUCUUUGGCCUAGAGGAGGACUUUGCCCCGCAAACUUCUGAAUUGUUUUCGUCUGUCAUGUCCCAGUCGCGCCCUGCCAUCUGCACCUCACAGUCUGGGCCAGCCGACCAGGAGACCUCCCUUGGAGAUAAUGCCAUUCAAAGGGUGUCCCACAAGCCGAAUAUCUUUGGACCUGACACUGGCCCGUGUUAUGAGCACGUGGUCAACCUGGCCUGCAGUCUCUUGCAGCUACGUCACCAUGCCUACGUGACGCAGCAGCAAGUGGCGGAGAUCGUCGCCCUCUGGGAACGAUUGCCGGAGGGUGACAAGGCCCCAGUUCGCUUCCCGCUACGCCACCAGGAAAGACUGGUGAAGGGGAGGUUUCGACUCAAGCACUCGCAGACCAGUGUCACACCGGGAGUGGAGAGCUUGCAACGGUGCAUGGUUGGCCAAGGCGGCCAAGCCGCACAGAUGCCAAACAUCAGCCGCCUUGUGGAGGCCGUGUGUAUAGAGCUGUCCAGGAUUCACCCCGAAGGAACCACCAUCUGUGGCGUGAGGGUGAACCGCUGGGCAGAAGUAAUGCGCGAUUACAUCUGCAUUCAGGAGAAUGUCCUUACAAACCCGGUACUCGUGGCCCAGACACGCAUCCAGUUAUUCCCCCUCAGUCAGCGCACCCUGGCACAAUGGUAAGUAUACACUGGACAAGUGGGAUCCACCAUGCCCCUCUCCUCCCUUACAUCCUGAUUUCCUUUGCUUUGUGUCCCUGUAGGCACUAUGCUCGCACCAGGGAGCUGACAUGGCGGGC